GUGAUUAGAUAAGACCAUUGUUUUAACUUCGCAUUCGUGUUUGUGAGACUGAAAAAACGUGCAAUGAAAAGUUAAUACGUGCAAUGUUGGUGCAACUUGCGUUUGUAGAGGCGAAAAUCUAACCGAUACCUCUCGUCAAUACCGAACACGGAGACCUAAUAUAAGUAUGCGUCAUCACAACUUCCUGUUUUCUCCACACUGGUCACGUUUUCUUCCGGAGGCAGGCAUGGCGGGGCUGCGGGCGUGGGUGGUGGUGCUGGUAUGGGUGGUGUGCCUCACCAGACACGCCCACGGCCAGCUAGGGGUGUGGGACGUGGAGGAAGACACAGAGAGAUUUGACACGCCGAACGCCACAACCAGUCAGCCGUUGCCAGACACAUACUGGGAAAGUGAAGGCAAGUGGGGAGAUGGCGCGGCGGGACGAGGAGAGAGCGGCCUGGUGGUGAGGGGGAGGGAGAGGAGGUGGCGGCCGCUGCUCGAUACCUACCAAGGGUGCUACGACGGGCAGGUGUUUAACGGGACCCUCAUGUACGUGAAUCUGACACAGGUGAUGGAUAACAAUCAACUGGAGGGCGUGGAACAGGCGUGCUUCCACAUGUGCAGCAACAAAAAGCCCCUCUCCUCUAUGUACAUCGCCGUCAGCCCCGCCGUCAGUAGUGGGAUGGAUGGCUGCGGCUGUCAGGAAGCACGGUAUCCUGAUAAUGAGAUGGACGAUGUGGAGUGUGAUGGGGAGCAGAAUUAUUACCGUGUGUACUGCGGUCCCACCAACGAAGACUGUCUAAAUCACGGCAUCACGCUGGCGGCCUCCUCUCUCCUCCUCUGCCUGCCACUCGCUGCUCUUCUACACUCGCUUGCUACGAGUUAUGGUGUACCGACAUGGUUUUAGGCUAUCGUUAGAAUAAAAAUCGAGGGGAAGAUAGAGUGAGAUGGAGGAAUGGAAUAAAGAUAGAACUGCAAAGAAUGGGAGGCACGGAAGAUGUAAGGGACAGAAACAGCUGAAGGAGGUCCGUGCGUGGUGUCAAGGAUAAGGCGAAGGUGAUUGCUUGGUGCUAAUUACGAGAGGUGUAUAGGUCAUGUUCUCAAAUUUCAAGACAUAUUUUGAAUUAUCCUUUUCUGAUUGUACUCUACAGGGACCAACACUUCAUUGAACCUUUUUUUAUUACAUUUUUUUUUCUGUUGUCUUAGGCCAGUACCUCUCAUAUAUAAAUAAUAAUAAUAAUAGUAAUAAUAAUAAUAAUGUCUUUCAUCAGGCUCUAGUAGAAGUUAUUUGGGUUUUCAAGGGUGUUUUUAUGAUUCUAGUGGUAGUUUAACAAGGAUUCUGCUCGGAUAAUGGGAGACAAACAUUAAUGAUCUCUCAGCUGCUCAUCUCUGUGUUCUCUGGGGUAUAGAACUUAAGAGAGAACUAAAUGUUUCAAAAUACGAGUCUGUUAGCUGUGUUCCUAAUAAGAGGGUGUUUUUGCGUCCGUCCUUGUAGUGAUGUCAGGUAGAAUUAUAUUUUAAUCCUGCUUUUUUUUUUUUUUAUAAGGUGAAAGUGUGUUGAAGAGAAAAUAAAAAUAUGUACUCGUACUGUACAUAUACAGAUAAGAAUAAAACGUGGGAGAAAUCAAGUACUGCAGAGGUCAAUGGCCACAACAAACUAUAAUAAAAGUCAACCCUACCGCAAUAACGGAAAAAAAUACAAACAUUUUUUCCUUUAUCAACGACGUUGUUCCGCGUCCAACUUCGUACAUAAAAAUGAAAGUAAACUGGGUGUACUGUAUACGAGAUACUAUUUCAUAUUGUUUCGGAUACGUUCGGCAGAUUUCGUAAAUAAAGAGUAUGCUUAUUU
This is a messenger RNA of Scylla paramamosain (green mud crab), 1828 nucleotides long. RefSeq lists its product as uncharacterized. Bases 167 to 886 code for a protein of 239 amino acids. The transcript is spliced from 5 exons. The record is from RefSeq and is a predicted model, not a curated record. Lineage: Eukaryota; Metazoa; Arthropoda; Malacostraca; Decapoda; Portunidae.